Molecule: messenger RNA, 5562 nt
Organism: Propithecus coquereli (Coquerel's sifaka)
Lineage: Eukaryota; Metazoa; Chordata; Mammalia; Primates; Indriidae
Gene: PKD1L3
Product: polycystic kidney disease 1-like 3
Biological process (GO): detection of mechanical stimulus; kidney development
Cellular component (GO): membrane
Molecular function (GO): protein binding; calcium channel activity
Source: RefSeq, a predicted model, not a curated record
AUGUUGUUCAGAGGGAGAACCUGGGUUUGGUUAUACAUCAGGACAAGUAUCAUUCUAGGAAGUAAACUACAUAGCUCAGAGCCACAGGAGAAAAAUCUUUGUUAUCAGCUUAACAGAUUUAAGUGCAGCUUUGAGAAAGCAGAAAAUUACUGUCGUGCCCACGGAGGACACCUUGCUCAUACUUGGAACAAGGAAGUUGAAGAUUCCCUCCGGAACUUUCUGGACGAAGGAAAGAAGUGGUGGGUUGGGAAAGACAUUGACCUAAGGAAGCAUCAUGAGGAAAACCACCCAGCAGAUGUCACAGCAGCCCAUCCGCCAAAGCCCGUGGGCUGCACACACCUGUCCAGAAACUUGAAUCGGAUCUCAUCUGAAGAGGACGCUUGCUUACUGCGAUAUUAUUUCAUUUGCCAGACUGAUUCCUUUCCAGAUCAAGAUGCCAGUCAUGAAAGAAAUGAAAAUAAUUCCUCUUUAUGCCAGAGACCCAAGAAGAUAGAAAGAGAAGUUGCAGUACCAAGAAACGACAUGAAACCAGGAGUUGUUCAUCAUGACCCCCCAUGUCACCAUCCUGGUCUUCCUGAACGUCCCCUGUGUCCUCCCAUCCACCCCUUUCCUUUAAUACAACCGAAAGUCACGCGGCGGAUAUUAUCAGUUGCAUCUGUGCUGACCAGCCAGCCUCUCCCUGUGACGACAGAGCUCACCAGGCCUGUCGCACACGCUGGAAAAUCUCUGGCAGAAAUAACUUCAAGCCCAAAGGAGGACUCACAGUCAGAUGUCUUCACUUCCAUACGAGCAUCAUUUCAGAAUGCAUCUGACCAGGUCAGCGUCAUCGAUGCUCUUACUUACCUGAGUAGGCAGCUACUGGAGAUCCCGUUUCAGAACAGCAGCAGUCUGGGCGUCAGAUUCCCUGUUACCGUCUGUCUCUUUCACUCCCUUAACAACGUCAUGGAGGCUGGUGAGGAAGGUCGGCAGAACUCCGAGCAGGACACUGAGCAGGUAGAAGACAUGCUAGAAAUGUCCUUGGUGGCGCUUGGGAACAUCCAGGAAGCAUUUCUACAGCAGAACCAGUUUCCUGCGUCUUCAGUGACCUUGACCUCUUCCAUUGCCACUCUGAUGCUGAGCAGCCAAAACAUAUCAACUUUGCCUCUCAGCUCUUAUACUCUGGGUCACCCGGCACCUGUGAGGUUAUGCUUUCCAUCGGCUUCGGCUUUGGAGGAGCUCUUGAACAAACAUCCAGGAGUACAUGUCCAAAUGGCGGGACUAGCUUUAAAUCCCUUCAAGGAUUUUGGGGACGGAAACAUUGUUGGAAGCGUUGGAAGUGUGAAACUAAGCUCUAAUCGUACACUGCUCCAAGUCCGUGAUUUAAUGGAAGACAUUGAGAUCAUUCUCUGGAGAAAUGUUAGCAUGGAAACCCAUCCCAUCAGCCUCAACACGAGCACGGACCGUUUUGUGAUCACAGUGAACAUCACUUCUUUGGAGAAAACCCUGAUAGUGAGCAUAGAGCCUGAAAGUCCCCUGUUAAUGACACUCUACCUGGGCUUCCAGUGUCAGCCUAACCACACUCACUUCCACCUGAACAUCACCCUUCCGAAGGAUCAGGUGUGGCAGAAAGAUGAGGAGUACACGUGGGUGCUGACUCCAGAGAGCCUGCGGUACGGGACCGGCACCUACUGCAUAACAGCCGUGUGGAACGGGAGCCAGGACGGCGCUCAGCUGACUGCCCCCCUGGUCUCCGUCAUCACUGCCAUCACUCAGUGUUAUUUCUGGGACAGCCAGAACUGGACGUGGAGUAGCAACGGAUGCCAAGUUGGGCCACAGAGCACGAUUUUGAGGACACAGUGUCUCUGUAACCACCUGACCUUCUUCAGCAGUGACUUCUUCAUCGUUCCCAGGACAGUGCAUGUUGAAGACACAAUCAAACUGUUCCUUCGCGUGACCAGCAAUCCCGUUGGGGUGUCCUUGCUGGCCAGCCUCUUGGGAUUCUAUAUGAUCAUAGUCGUGUGGGCUUGGAGGAAGGACCAAGCAGAUGUGCAAAAGGUGAAGGUCACCGUCCUGGCUGAUAAUGACCCCGACUCUCAGUUUCGCUACCUUAUUCAGGUCUACACAGGAUAUCGUAGAAGGGCCGCUACCACAGCGAAGGUUGUCAUCACCCUCUACGGAUCAGAGGGACGGAGUGAGCCCCAUCACCUUUGGGACCCGCAGAAGACAGUGUUUGAGCGGGGAGGCCUGGACGUCUUCCUUCUCACCACUCGGGCCUCGCUAGGGGAGCUGCACGGCCUCCGGCUCUGGCACGACAAUUCGGGCGUCGGUCCUUCCUGGUAUGUGAGCCAGGUGAUCGUCAGUGACGUGGCGGUUGAGAGGAAGUGGCACUUCCUGUGCGAUUGCUGGCUGGCCGCGGACCUGGGAGACUGCGAGCAGGACCGGGUCUUCGUCCCGGCCUCGCAGCGAGAGCUCUUCUCCUUCAGACACACAUUUUCCUCCAUGAUUGUGGAAAAGUUCACCCAGGAUCACCUGUGGCUCUCGGUGGCAACUCGGCAUCCCUGGAACCAGUUCACAAGAGUCCAGCGGCUCUCCUGCUGCGUGACGCUGCUCCUCUGCGACAUGGUCACCAACAUUAUGUUCUGGAAGAGAAGCGGCACCAGUGCCAAGGGAGACGAGCACAUGUUGAGUCCAUUCGCUGUGACCUGGUCCGAACUGCUUAUCAGCGUCCAAACUGCUGUCAUCCUUUUCCCAAUCAAUCUUGUCAUUGAGCAGCUCUUCCCGUUGAUUCAACCACAGGAAACGCUGCCUCCCUUACCCCCGGUCCAGGCCUCCUGCCUCUCGGAUGCUUCUGUCCAGCCCCUCUCUCUCACAAAGGUGGUCGAGGAAUUAAAGGAAACUGUGGGAUUCCUGCUCAGGAGAAAUCCAUAUCUGCUCUCAAAGUGUGAUCAAUCUUCAUGGAGUUCUUAUGACAUUAACAAGCUGGUGGCACUCUUAUCCAGCCUAAUUUAUUCUCACUUAGUGGGUCAAGGUUGUCAUCAGCAGACAGAACCCCCCUGGGCAAAUGUGGUUUCCGAAAACCACCGUCACUUCUGCUGUUACCUGCUCCGAGUUCUGCAGAGGCUGAAAUCUCACGUAGGCACACUGCGUCUCACCCGGCUUCACCAGCCCUGUGACUCCCUAGAUGCAGCCAGCCAGCUUCAGAAACUCCAGGAACUCUUGGAAACACAUAUUCUUCCCACGGAGGAAGAGCCGUCCAGGGAGGUGACCAGUUUCCCCAUCCUGAGCCCAGCAGAAGGGAAGAAUCCCAUCGCUAGUGGCCUGCCCAGAUGGUUGACUUACAUCUGCUGGCUCCUUCUAGGGGUCACUAGCCUGACUUCAGCCUUUUUUACGGCACUUUAUAGCUUGGAAUUGAACAAAGACCAAGCCACCAGCUGGGUUAUUUCGAUUAUUUUAUCAGUGCUUCAGAACAUCUUCAUCAGCCAGCCAGUAAAGGUGAUCGUCCUCACAUUCUUCCUCUCACUGGUGAUGAACAGGGUGCCAUGGCUUAACAAGGAGAAGGACCGACAAACGAGGAGGGUCUUGGCACUCUCGGCAAAAUGUUCUUCACCAUUACCCAGUUCGAAAGAUAAGAACAACCCCAUCUACGUAGCCCCAGCUAUGAACAGUCCAAUGAAGCACCCAGAAAGAACUUUGAAGGAGAAGAAACUCUUCAGGCUGACUGGAGAUAUUCUGGUACAAAUCCUCUUCCUCAUCCUGUUGAUGACUACGGUCUACUCUGCAAGGAACUCCAAUAGAUUUUACCUCCAUCAAGCUAUCAGGAAGAGCUUUUCUCACCAUUUUUCAGAAAUCAAACUUCUUGAGGAUUUCUACCCCUGGGCCAAUCGCACCCUCCUUCCUAACCUGUAUGGGGAUUACAGAGGUAAGAGUCACAGUCCUGGAGCCCAGCCAUGCAAAUGUGGGGUGCAAUUAGUUUUCCAAACACCUACCGACAGUGAUGAGAAAUUGGAGAAAGGCCAGUGGGCUUCUUCGAUAUGGCUGCAACCCUGUGGGCACCCCGAGGGUCUGUUCCCUGGACCUCAUCUAAGCAGGUUCAGUUACAUCUGUUCACCCAGGCCCAUGGGGAUGGCUCCCACUGCUGUGUCCUACAAAAGGCUGACACAUAAGAAUGGGAAUGGAUUCAGUUACAGCACGAAAAGUGCUUUCUUCAGUUCUGUGAGACUGGACAGUUUACCUUCCCUGCAGACAUCAAAGAAGGGCUUUGCCUGGUCUAUCAUCGCACAAGCCAUCUAUUACCUACUUGUCUGUUACUAUGCCUUCGUACAGGGUCGGUGGCUGAAACGGCAGAGGUGGAGGUUCUUCACUAGGAAGAGAAACAGUCUGGUCACGAGCAUAAUCCUCAUUAGCUUCACCAUCUUGGGGCUUGACAUGAAGAGCAUUUCUCUCCAUAAGAAAAACAUGGCACAAUACCGCCAUGACCGCGACAGGUUCAUCAGCUUCUCUGAGGCAGUAAAAGUGAACUCUGCUGCCAUUCACCUCACAGGCUUCCUGGUUCUCCUGGCCACUGUUCAGUUGUGGAAUCUGCUGCAUCGCGAUGCCAGGCUGCAGGUCAUUGGCAGGACACUGAGCAAAGCCUGGGGCGAGGUGGUGGGCUUCCUGCUGAUCAUCCUGAUCCUGCUCACGAGCUAUGCCACUGCUUUUAACCUGCUGUUUGGAUGGAGCAUCUCUGACUACCAGACUUUCGUCAGCUCAGCAAUGACUGUUGUUGGUCUCCUGAUGGGAAUUUCUCACCAUAAGGAGGUUAUUGCUUUAGACCCAGUCCUGGGCUCCUUUCUGAUCCUCACCAGUGUCAUCUUGAUAGUACUUGUGAUAAUUAAUCUUUUUGUUUCUGCUAUUCUAAUGGCCUUCAGAAAAGAAAGAAAGUCCCCUAAGAGAGAAGCUACACUGGUAGAUAUGCUGCUACAGAAGUUCUCAAGUUUGUUAGGAAUCCAGCUACACCAGAACCCCUCAUCUAAGCAAGAAGCCACAACAGCAAUGGCCAAUGACACUGCGGUUUUAGAAGAUGAACUACCUUAAUCCUGUUACUUCCUAUCUUGGCUUAUUUCCUAGCAUAUUAUUAGUUACCUUUGCAUAGCUUAGAAAAUUAUAGAUGUAUUACUUUUUUUUCCCACCACUACCCCCUCCCUACACUUUGUUCUUAAUUCUGUUAGUCCCCUAGGCUCCAAGUUCUUGCUUAUGGAUCUUGGCACUGUUCAGGAGAGGAUAACACUGCAAGAACAUUACAGAAGAAACCAGCUCUGCUGCCAAGCAGCAAGUAACAGAACACCACCCAUGCCCCAGGAUGGCUGUGAGAAAUGAAUGAGUCAGAAGUGAGCUCACUGCAACUUACUAAAAAUAAAGAUAGAAGCCUGAACUCUGGCAGCUGCAGAACCCUGACACAGAGGAGUAACCAAACUCGCAGAUGCUAUCUGUGCUUAAAUGCAGAGAUCAAAAUAAGCCUUGCUCUGCUUCAGACAUCUGCAUUACUGAGGGGGCCGAAGGUGAGCGUUGGCUCUGGCUUGUACACCAACAUGGAUCACUUGCUUA